Caenorhabditis briggsae is the source of this 981-nucleotide messenger RNA. It is a transcript of the gene Cbr-col-173, whose product is annotated as Protein CBR-COL-173. The transcript has 5 exons. The record is from RefSeq and is a predicted model, not a curated record. Bases 1 to 981 code for a protein of 326 amino acids. Gene Ontology annotation, molecular function: structural constituent of cuticle. NCBI's taxonomy places the organism in Eukaryota, Metazoa, Nematoda, Chromadorea, Rhabditida, Rhabditidae.
AUGGAGCUAAACCCAAAAGAGGAGGCAGCCCUUAGGGCCGAAGCUGAACGCCUUCGACGGAUGGCUGUGAUCGGUGUCGCACUUUCCAUCGGCGCCGCAAUCGUUUGUGUUUUGACUGUUCCUUUUGUGUAUAACUAUGUUCAACGGGUCGAGACUGUUCUUCAGGGUGAAGCGGAUUUCUGCAGGGCAAAACGUGAUUCAGUUAUCCGAGAGUUGACAAGAACACAAAAACGAGCGGGUCUCAGGCUGAAGAGAGAAAGCUCAUAUAGUGGAUAUUCUGCAAGCUAUGGAACCUAUGAUUCGGUACCGUUGAUGCAAUACAAAAGUCCAGAAGUCACAGAGCACAAAGAAGAAAGGGUGGAGAAGAAAGAAGAGAACUUCCAGCAAUGCUGUGGUUGUGGGUUUGGAUCUCCAGGAGAACCUGGAUCACCAGGACAAGAUGGUCAUGAUGGAGCUGAUGGACGACCAGGACCUGAUGGAAAUCCGGGAGCUGAUAUGCAUCUUGAUGACACUUAUAACAUGGCUGACCAAUUCUGCUUUGAAUGUCUCCCAGCACCCGCAGGACCACCUGGACCACCAGGACUCAAGGGAAUGCCUGGAAUUCCUGGUAAUCAAGGAGAAAGUGCUGGGCCUGGGAGACAAGGCAUGCCUGGACCAACUGGACCACCAGGACCAAGAGGACCACCUGGAGAAACAGGAGACGAAGGAGAGGGUGGACCAGACGGGAUCCCAAUGGAGCAGAAAUCUCCACCAGGGCCACGUGGACCCCCAGGACCAGCUGGAUCUGAUGGUCCACAAGGACCAGAAGGAAGACCUGGCAGACAAGGACCACCAGGACCAACUGGACAAGAGGGAGAGGAAGGAAUUAUUGGAGAACCUGGAAAGGCUGGAGAACCCGGAAAGCCAGGAGCAGCUGGAGCCCGUGGGCCUUCAGGACCAUGCAAUCACUGCCCAAACCCAAGAACCGCUCCUGGAUACUAA